AUGAAAGAAAGCCAAGAAGGAGAGGACAGGAGAAGCACAGAAGAUUCCCACGGGAAGGACAAGAAUAAAGUGGUUGUCAGUGCUAAGCGUUGCCCGUUGGCUAGCCGCUCCGGUGGGGAUCUGCCUGCCCUGGGGGCGCCGCCCGCGCUCCCCGCGGUGCUCCUGCUCCUGGGCUGCGCCAGUCCGAAGCGGUGCCGGCUCCUUUGCUUCACCGAGUCGCAGAUGCUGCGGGAGCCUCCGGGGAAAGAUCUGGGCAGCGCGCUCGCUGGCGUGGGGAGGCUGGGCGCCACCGCAGAGGGCAGCUCGCUGGCGGCCGUCCUCUACCCUCAAUCCCCACUAGAGAUUCCUCACCCCUGGACUGUCCGCGCGGGCGUGUGCCCAAGCCCCAAGGCGAGGGCAGCCCGAGUGGCCGUCGCUGCUGUGGGGCCGCAUGCCGGGCACCGCACCAGGCGUCUAGCAGGUAGUGGUAGGGAAGGUAGAGCUGCGCUUGCGGCCGGUGCCCAGUUACCGGCGAUCUGGGACGCUUGGAGACACCUGGUCUCCCGGAAGCGCCCUUCGGAAAUGGGAUUCGACCCGGCUUGCGGGCGGCGGGUGUUUAGAACAGGAGGCUGCGGGCGAGCAGCCCCUCUCUGGGCUCUCGGACUCCUCUUAGCCCCCUCGUGGCCUGAUGGGCGGCCGGGACGGAGGUGGGCUGUAAGCCCGCCGGCACCCACCGUGUCCUGUGGAAUCCUUGGAGACCUGAGCCAGGCUCUACUGGGUUAG
Molecule: messenger RNA, 762 nt
Organism: Cercocebus atys (sooty mangabey)
Lineage: Eukaryota; Metazoa; Chordata; Mammalia; Primates; Cercopithecidae
Source: RefSeq, a predicted model, not a curated record